Messenger RNA from Labeo rohita (rohu), 1791 nucleotides. It is a transcript of the gene elovl1b, whose product is annotated as ELOVL fatty acid elongase 1b. The record is from RefSeq and is a predicted model, not a curated record. Gene Ontology annotation, cellular component: endoplasmic reticulum membrane; endoplasmic reticulum. Bases 325 to 1296 code for a protein of 323 amino acids. Gene Ontology annotation, molecular function: fatty acid elongase activity. NCBI's taxonomy places the organism in Eukaryota, Metazoa, Chordata, Actinopteri, Cypriniformes, Cyprinidae. Gene Ontology annotation, biological process: fatty acid elongation, saturated fatty acid; sphingolipid biosynthetic process; fatty acid elongation, monounsaturated fatty acid. The transcript is spliced from 10 exons.
ACACCUGAGGGGAAACGCAAAAGUACAGUUGUUUUUCCAGAGCAGAGCAGGACGAGUGAACCAUCUUCAUCCCACCUGAAGAGCUCUGAGACGAACACUGCUUCAUCAUUUCACAGGUGUGUCCUAAAAAGUCCUGAUCCGAGAAGCCAGAAGCAUUUUAACGAUCUCCUGAUAGUACUUGAACCCUUUACAGCAGCGAGAGGGGCAGACGCCGAAAGAAAAGAUAAGAGUCGGGCCGCCGGCAACUGAUCAGGACUCUCAGAGGAGGCAGGAGGUUAUAAGGUGCUUUUUGUGUAGUCAAACGUGAAACUGACGUCAGUGAAAAUGCUGGAGACGGUGAAAGACAGAGUACUGGAGGUCUAUGACAGCCUCUUAGCAGGAAGAGACCCUCGGUUGAAGGAUUACCUCCUAAUGGACAGUCCAGUCAAUAUGUCUGCUAUUCUACUUGCUUAUCUUUUCUUCGUACUGUACGCCGGCCCUAGGUUUAUGGCCAACCGCAAACCCUUCCAGUUGAAAGAAGCUAUGAUCAUCUACAACCUGUCCUUGGUUGGCUUGUCCGCAUAUAUCGUAUAUGAGUUCUUGAUGUCGGGGUGGCUGACGGGAUACACGUGGAGAUGUGACCCGUGUGAUUAUUCAAACAGCCCUCAAGGACUCAGAAUGGCAAGAGUUGCCUGGUUAUUCCUGUUUUCAAAGUUCAUCGAGCUUAUGGAUACGGUGUUUUUUGUGCUGCGUAAGAAACACAGUCAGAUCACCUUCCUGCACAUCUUCCACCAUUCCUUCAUGCCCUGGACGUGGUGGUGGGGUGUGAGCUACGCACCAGGUGGAAUGGGCUCCUUCCAUGCCAUGGUCAACUCCUGUGUCCAUGUGAUCAUGUACUUCUACUAUGGUCUUUCUGCCGCUGGACCUCGCUUCCAGAAGUUCCUCUGGUGGAAGAAAUACAUGACUGCCAUUCAGCUGACUCAGUUUGUGUUAGUGUCUCUUCAUGCAACCCAGUGGUACUUCAUGAAGAGCUGCGACUACCAAGUGCCUCUGUUCAUCCACCUCAUUUGGAUGUACGGGACCUUCUUCUUCGUGCUCUUCUCUAACUUCUGGUACCAGGCGUACGUGAAGGGCAAGAGGCUACCGAAGAACACCCAACAGCUCGCCAAGAACGGCAAAGCCAACGGAUCCACCACAGUCGCCAACGGCUCGUCGGUGGUUUCGAACGGCCACGGCGUGCACGAAAACUGCCUGAGCAACGGGAAGAAACACCACGAGAAUGGAAGCACUCUCAACGGCAAGAUGAAGAAAGCCUGAGAGCUCAGGAAGAGAAGACCCAAAACGGAUGACCAGGAGAACCUGUAUUAAGCACUAUGGAGUCCAAAGAGUGUUUUGGGACUUUUCGUUUUCAAAUCUUGUUUUUUUUUUAAUGUACAUUAAAUAAGUACAUGGGGAUAUGAAUGCGUUUGACCCCGUUUGUAUAUUUUUUUUUGACGUAAAUUAAUCUAAAGAAUAAUUAUUGAGCACAAUGUAUGAAGAGAAGAGGAAGAGUACUGACUGGAUCCAUCCUCCGCUGAUGUUGCUCACUACGUUCAUCUCAACAGAUAUGAAUUCACAGAUGGGCACACACGCACACACACACACACUUGUGUGUGUGAUUCAUACUCCCCCCAAUAGCAGACACUGUACAGUCAACAUCAGUAAACCUGAACUACACCUGUAAAUAGUUUUACCUUAUAAACUAAUGGCAUUGAUACAGUAAAAAUUGUUACUUUUGAAUUAAGUACAAAGAAUAAAUUCCAUUUUAAAAUA